Molecule: messenger RNA, 663 nt
Organism: Fibroporia radiculosa
Lineage: Eukaryota; Fungi; Basidiomycota; Agaricomycetes; Polyporales; Fibroporiaceae
Exons: 5
Coding region: 1-663 (220 amino acids)
Cellular component (GO): nucleus; cytoplasm
Molecular function (GO): protein-folding chaperone binding; protein folding chaperone
Source: RefSeq, a predicted model, not a curated record
AUGUCCAAAUUUCCCGACUACUACCAGCUCCUGAGUAUUCCUCAGACUGCGACUCCCGAUGAAAUUAGGCAUGCGUACAAGAUACAGUCCUUGAAGACCCAUCCUGAUAGACUGGUCAAUGCAACACAAGCCGAGAAGAAAGCUGCAACUGAGCGGUUUCAGGCAGUAGCAGAUGCGUACUACGUACUUUCCGAUGCCACAAGGCGAAGAGAAUACGACACGAUCUACGUUUCACGCGGUGCUCAAGGAAGGACGGGAGAGCCGCAGGCCUCUGCAAAUUGGUUCAACACCUUUGCUAGUAUGUUUGGCGGGGGUGUCCCAAAUGCCGGUGCAGGGUCUUCGGCUGGGGCUCCAGGUACUCAACCUGACGCCGACAAUGUCUUCGCCGAUGUCUUCGAGGAGCUACUGCGACCGGAAGUGCAGCGACAUGCGCCGUGGUGGUCUUGGCUCGGAGCCAUCUGCGGCGCAGGCCUUGGGUUCAUUAUCGCGAAUAUACCCGGGAUGAUGUUCGGAGCAUAUGCCGGAAACCGCUUGGGUGCAAUCAGAGAUGCUAAAGGGAAGAGCGUUGCGUCGGUCUUCGCUCAGCUCGGUGGUAAUCAGAAAGCAGAGAUACUACGUGCGUUGGCAGCCAAAGUCCUUGGCGCUGCUGCGAACUCAUUCUGA